Molecule: messenger RNA, 2068 nt
Organism: Prunus persica (peach)
Lineage: Eukaryota; Viridiplantae; Streptophyta; Magnoliopsida; Rosales; Rosaceae
Product: ATP-dependent 6-phosphofructokinase 6
Exons: 13
Coding region: 85-1767 (560 amino acids)
Biological process (GO): glycolytic process; fructose 6-phosphate metabolic process
Cellular component (GO): cytoplasm
Molecular function (GO): ATP binding; 6-phosphofructokinase activity
Source: RefSeq, a predicted model, not a curated record
CUGUCUGAUUAAUCGUCAUCAACGGCUACAAAUACGCCGGGUGUUCCUAAACUCUGUACUGGUAUCUUAAAACCCAAUACUAAUAUGGCCAGUUCUGCCUCCAUUUCAAGGCCCAGGUUCCGCUGCUUCGACCCGACCAGCUCUUACCCUGCGACUGCUGAUCACCCCCGCUACUUCUCCUCCGCCGUUUCUCUCAGCUCCAGCUCCAGUUCCAGUUCCAGUUCCAGUUCCAGUUCUCCCAGAGAGAACGGCUUCAGGGACACGAUGGCAAUUUCCAACAACUCCGAGCCCAAAAUCGUCCCCGGCGAGGGUGGCUACGUUCUCGAAGAUGUUCCUCACUUGGUUGAUUACAUCCCUGACCUCCCUACAUACCCCAAUCCAUUACAAGACAAUCCUUCCUAUUCAGUUGUUAAGCAGUAUUUCGUUAAUGCGGAUGAUACCGUUGCCCAAAAGAUUGUUGUUCAUAAGGAUAGCCCAAGAGGGACACACUUUCGGCGCUCUGGACCACGUCAAAAGGUAUAUUUCGAAUCAGAUGAAGUGCAUGCAUGUAUUGUGACAUGUGGUGGUCUAUGUCCAGGCCUAAAUACAGUUAUUAGAGAACUAGUAUGUGGGUUAAACCACAUGUAUCAUGUCAAAAGAAUUCUUGGAAUAGAGGGUGGAUACAGAGGUUUUUAUGCCAGAAAUACAAUCCCCUUAACACCAAAGGUUGUGAAUGACAUCCACAAACGUGGUGGUACCAUCCUUGGGACAUCACGAGGGGGCCAUGAUACCUCUAAGAUUGUGGACAGCAUUCAGGACAGAGGAAUCAAUCAGGUUUAUGUAAUUGGAGGAGAUGGAACUCAGAGAGGAGCUGCGGUGAUUUUUGAGGAAAUCAGGAGGCGUGGCCUCAAAGUUGCAGUGGCAGGAAUUCCCAAAACCAUUGAUAAUGACAUUCCGGUUAUAGACAAGUCCUUUGGUUUUGACUCUGCUGUUGAGGAGGCUCAACGAGCCAUAAAUGCAGCUCAUGUUGAAGCCGAAAGCGUUGAGAAUGGUAUUGGCGUUGUCAAGUUAAUGGGCCGCUACAGUGGAUUCAUAGCAAUGUAUGCUACUCUUGCCAGCCGAGAUGUGGAUUGUUGCCUGAUUCCAGAAUCACCUUUUUAUCUGGAAGGACCUGGUGGACUUUAUGAAUACAUUGAAAAAAGACUCAAAGAGGAUGGCCACAUCGUUAUAGUAAUAGCUGAAGGUGCAGGAGAUGUUCUUCUUUCUGAAAGCCUGCCUAAAGAUGAGCAGGAUGCUUCGGGAAAUAAGCUUCUUCAAGAUGUUGGCCUGUGGUUAUCGCAGAAUAUUAAGGACCACUUCUCAAAACGGAGAAAGAUGAAUAUAACUCUCAAAUAUAUAGAUCCCACUUACAUGAUCCGUGCUAUUCCAGGCAAUGCAUCUGAUAAUGUAUAUUGCACCCUUCUUGCUCACAGUGCCAUUCAUGGUGCGAUGGCAGGAUACACGGGCUUCACUGUUGGGCCUGUUAAUGGAAGGCAUGCUUAUAUUCCAUUCUGUCGUGUGACCGAGAGGCAGAACAAGGUUGUGAUUACUGACAGAAUGUGGGCACGGUUAUUAUCAUCAACCAAUCAGCCAAGCUUCUUGGAUCCUAAAGAGGUCGCCAAAAAGGUCGCCGAAACGAAGAAAGAGGAUACAGAAGCCGAAGCCCAACUGAUAGAUGCGGAAAACCAUGUUGAAGCAACUGCAUCGUCUGACCCAAAGGACUGCAGCGUCUGUGACCCAAACGUGUAGGGAAAAAGACCAACAAGCAGCCUAUUUGGCAAAUCAAAGAUCCUUGUGUUUGCUGUUCCCUUUUCAAUUUCGCUCCAUCUCUGCAUCCCAGUUUGACAUAGUUUAUCUUCUUACAAGAGCACCCAAACCCGUUGGUGUUUCAGGUUUGAGUGUUUAUAUGUUGAUGUAUGAAGUUGUGUGUGUUCAUUGGUGAAAAGAAUUAAAUUUGAGUUUUCACCAGCAAUUAUGAGUUGACGCUUUCCCCCAACCGUGUUUUUUUAAGAGUUUUAUUUAAACACAGUACUUCUCUUUGUUCACCUUA